AAGUCCGACAAGUUGUUAUAAAACAUAAAUUGUUACUGUACGAAAUUACUUUCCUAGUUGUCAAUUCACUUGUCUCGUGAACAUCAUGGAGUUAUCAGAAAUUUGUAACUAUAAGUGGUUUAUAUUCUUUGUAUUAGUGCUUCUUCUCUGUAUUCUAUAUGUAAAGAAGCGAGUAACUUAUUGGAAAAAUCAUGGAGUUCCAUCCCUAACAACUGGAAUAUGGUCAUUCCUCGUAGCGUUGCGUACGUUUAAAAACAUGCCAUUACACUUACUUCAAUUGGAAGCAUAUAAAAAGUAUGGCCGAAUAUAUGGUAUCUAUUUGGGCCUUGAACCACAACUCGUUAUUGCAGAACCUCAUAUCUUGAAAAAAAUUUUAGUUAAAGAUUUUAAUAUGUUUCACAACAGAGUGGACUUAGAGACAGGAAAUCCAUUGUUCGACAAAAUGCUAUCCGGUUUGAAAGAUGACGACUGGAAAAGAAUUAGGUGUAUUAUGAGUCCCACUUUCAGUAGCAGUAGAAUGAGAAAAAUGGCUUAUUUGGUCAGGGAAUGCACCGAAAAAUUUUCAACUGAUAUGAAAAAAAUAAUUGAAACUAAUAGGGAUCAACCAAUUGAUUGUAAAAAGUAUUUAUCUAAUUUUUCUCUCGAUGUAAUUGCUUCUACUGCAUUUGGAACAAAAUUGAGUUCUUUAGACGAUCCGAAUAAUACAUUUGUGGAUAAAUUUCGAAAGACAACCAGCACAAAUGUAUCACUUCGUCUUAUGAUAUUUUUUUUGUUUCCGAAAAUUUUCAAAUAUCUGAAAUUUAAUAUUUUUGAUGAAUUUACUGAUUAUUUCAAAGAAUUUACUUUACAUGUCAUCGAACAAAGAGAGAAACAAAAUGAGAAAAGCAACGAUUUUCUUCAGUUAUUACUCGAUGCUCAAAAAGGUACCUUGGAAAUUUCACCAGAAGAUAUCAAAGAAACUAACGAAAAAAAUGAAGUCGAAUUGAAAAUAUUACCGAAGCAUAAAACUAUGAGCAUGGAAGAAAUGAUAGCACAAUGCGUGUUGUUUCUUUUUGCUGGAAGUGAAACAAGUACUAACACAUUAUCUUUUGUCUUAUAUUACUUGUCCUUCUAUCCCGAAUGCCAAGACAAAUUGGUUAAAGAAAUAGAUAAUGUUUGGAAUGCAAAUAAGGAAAUAAACUUUGAUGUGCUUACUAGUAUGCCAUAUCUUGAUGCUGUCAUUAGUGAAACUCUCAGAAUAGAACCAGUUGGAUUCCAAUUAGCAAGAGAAUGUACAGAAGAAUAUGAAAUAUCUGAAAUUGGCUUCAAAAUACCAAAAAAGAUGAUUCUGAUUGUUCCUGUCUAUUCAAUGCAUCAUGACGAAGAGUUUUAUCCAAAUCCGGAGAAAUUUGAUCCAGAAAGAUUUAUGCCAGAGAAUAAAAGUUCUAUUCCUCCAUACGCUUAUCUUCCUUUCGGAGAAGGUCCGAGAAACUGUAUUGGCAUGAGAUUUGCACUUAUGGUGUUAAAGAUGUGUUUAGUUCAUAUUUUGCAUGAUUUUCGAGUCCUUGCAACAAAAGAAUCAAAGCCUUUGGAAUUUUACACCGGCCAAGGCCUUAUUCAACCGAAGAAAGUUAUGUACCACACCAGGGAAAUCAACGAUUACAGCCUUAUCUACAAUUACUGAUCACAUCAAACGUGCCAAAGUGGACGG
This is a messenger RNA of Centruroides sculpturatus (bark scorpion), 1690 nucleotides long. Its product is annotated as cytochrome P450 3A2-like. The coding region runs from base 86 to 1663 and encodes 525 amino acids. The record is from RefSeq and is a predicted model, not a curated record. Gene Ontology annotation, molecular function: iron ion binding; steroid hydroxylase activity; oxidoreductase activity, acting on paired donors, with incorporation or reduction of molecular oxygen. Lineage: Eukaryota; Metazoa; Arthropoda; Arachnida; Scorpiones; Buthidae. The transcript has 15 exons.